This is a messenger RNA of Soboliphyme baturini, 240 nucleotides long. Lineage: Eukaryota; Metazoa; Nematoda; Enoplea; Dioctophymatida; Soboliphymatidae. The record is from the annotation of a GenBank genome assembly.
AUGCUGACUUCUUGUUGUGGGAAUGCAGGGGAUGGUGGCGAAUGGCUUAGCGUUUCUGAAGAACAGAAGUUGGAUCCGUUCAGCAAGUUGAUGCAACGGGUGUCGAUGUCCUAUUCCGGCAUUCCAAUCCACACCACUUGUAUUCGACAGUAUCGACGUUCUCUCGAAAUCGCCUACACCGAUGCGCAGAAGCAAUUGGCAUUUCGUCGCCUGCUCGAUGAGUUGAUUGAAGGCAAAUAG